AAACGCACCUUUUCUUUAACCAGUUUUUAGCUGGUGCUCAAAAUGGGACCUGUACCCAAAACUUGCGAAAGUAACCUAUGCGAUUUGCCCGAGAACCUCCUGCUAAAAGUGUUUGGAUAUUUACCUGUUAAGGAAUUAUGCCUUAUUGGCAGGGUUUGCAGGCAAUGGAGAAGAAUUGUUCGGGACAACUCUCUGUGGAGACAUGUAGAUCUCCUGGAGUAUCGUUUGGAUCUGAAAAAGAUGUGGAAAGUCAUCCGCAGUCACCUGUCAGAAUGUCUUCUCUCCAUGAGGGUCAAAGGUUUCAUGGACACUGGGAAACCUAAGUCUGGGACACAUUCUUUGUCUGAUGCAAUGCUGACUGAUUUAAAAGACAGAUGUCCAAAUCUGGAAGAAAUCCACUUAAAGAACUGUAAUGUAGCCAACUUAAACCCAAAGCUAUUUCCAGCAACACUUGUCAGACUAACAUUAGAGAACUGUGCAGUCCAGCCAGGUUUAAUGAAGAAUUUCAGUGAAGAUUUACAUCAACUUUCUGAACUAAAUGUUUCGGGAACUGUGAGAUUUGAUGACACAGAACUUUCUUUUCUGUGUCGAACAAACCAGUUAAAAGUACUGAUACUAAAUGGCUGUUACAGAGUGUCUGUGGAAGGUCUUUCAAAAGUAGCUCAACAGAUGACAAACUUGGAGAGACUGGAAUUGGAGAAUACUGGCAUAAAGAACACAAAUCAGAACUUUGAAUUAGCUGCUCAUCACAUGACCCGUCACAUGACCUCUCUAAAACAAUUAAAUUUCAAAGGUUGUGCAUCCCUCUCACCCACAGUUCUUCAGAAUCUUCUCUCAGGUUUGAAAAAGUUACAGACAUUGAAUAUAGCAUGCUGUUCAUUAAUUAAGUACAGUUCUCUUGUAACAAUGGAGCAAAAUAUGAAAGGCUUGAGGAUGUUGGAACUUUGUCAGUCCCAAAUGGAAGGUCACAAUGCAGAGGACUUGGAGUCACUACUAUUAGAGUGCACUGUUGAUGUGGUGGAAAGAUGUCUCUGUAAACAAAAUUAAUGACAUGUGCCAUAGAUUUAUUCCCUGUAAUCGACAGUAAUUUCACUUAGAAAAUGCUUUGAGAAUUUAUCAAAUUGAGAAGUCUCACAUGUAGUAGCCAUUUUUGUGAACAAGUUCAAAGUUCUUGUUGUAAAGUAUUUUUUCACAAAGUAAACUUAGAAUGUCGUAUAAUUGUGAUGCUAAACUAUGCAAGAAAAAACAUUCAUAUCAUUUGUAUGUAUAAAUUAUAUUUGACUGUGGAUUUCUAAGAAUUGAAAUCAAUUUUAAACUGAGAGCAACUAAUAUUUUAAGUCACUGAUUAGAUGAACACAUUUUUCAUUUUUGUAAUAUAUAUAUUCUGUGAUUACACAAUACAUGUGUAUUUAUUUAUUUAUUUACUACACAAAUAUAUAUUUAUGUGUACUAUAAAUGUACAAAAUCCCUUCCAUUGAAAAGUAAAUGGUCAAUGUCAAAUAGUUUUUAUUUUCUUAUAAGUAUAUAUAUAUAUAUAUAUAUAUAUUAAGUCGAUGGGUUGAACCAUAUUAAAACAAGGACACAGU
This is a messenger RNA of Ostrea edulis (European flat oyster), 1586 nucleotides long. RefSeq names its product F-box/LRR-repeat protein 12-like. The coding region runs from base 43 to 1047 and encodes 334 amino acids. NCBI's taxonomy places the organism in Eukaryota, Metazoa, Mollusca, Bivalvia, Ostreida, Ostreidae. Gene Ontology annotation, cellular component: SCF ubiquitin ligase complex. Gene Ontology annotation, molecular function: protein binding. The record is from RefSeq and is a predicted model, not a curated record. The transcript has 3 exons. Gene Ontology annotation, biological process: SCF-dependent proteasomal ubiquitin-dependent protein catabolic process.